This is a messenger RNA of Lonchura striata (white-rumped munia), 12757 nucleotides long. NCBI's taxonomy places the organism in Eukaryota, Metazoa, Chordata, Aves, Passeriformes, Estrildidae. The record is from RefSeq and is a predicted model, not a curated record.
AGGGGCGGGGAAGGAGGAGGAGGAGGAGAAGGGGGAGGACGGACGGCGGUGGCUCGCACGGAAAGUUGUGGGUCCGCCAGCGCAGCGCCGCGGGACGGAGUGCGAGGAGGAGCUGGGCUGCGCCGAGGAGCUGGGCUGCGCCGUGGGGCAGCGCGGCCCCUCCCUCCCGCCGCCGUGCCCGAGGGGUGCUGAGCCGUGGCCCUCCAUGGGAGCCUCCUGCCAGCCGAUCUAGGCUCCGCCCGUGGCACACCGCAGCCCUCGAGCAUGGCCCGUGUCUCCGAGCAGGAGGAAGGACCUGGUGGGGGACACAGCGAGUUCAGCGACAUCAUCAAGUCCAGAUCAGAUGAACAUAAUGAUGUACAGAAAAAAACCUUUACGAAAUGGAUAAAUGCUCGGUUUUCCAAGAGUGGGAAGGCCCCGGUGAAAGACAUGUUCACAGAUCUCAAAGAUGGAAGGAAGCUUUUGGACCUUUUGGAGGGCCUGACGGGGAAACCUCUGCCUAAAGAACGAGGUUCCACACGAGUACACGCCUUGAAUAACGUCAACCGAGUACUGCAAGUCUUGCAUCAGAACAAUGUGGAGCUGGUGAAUAUUGGAGGAACUGACAUCGUUGAUGGAAAUCACAAGCUGACGCUGGGGCUGCUCUGGAGCAUUAUCUUGCACUGGCAGGUGAAGGAUGUCAUGAAGAACAUCAUGUCAGAUUUGCAGCAGACCAACAGUGAGAAGAUACUGCUGAGCUGGGUUCGCCAGUCCACCAGACCUUACAGUCAGGUCAAUGUUUUGAACUUCACCACGAGCUGGGCUGAUGGACUUGCCUUUAAUGCUGUCAUCCACAGACAUAAACCUGAGCUGUUCAGCUGGGAUAAAGUUACAAAGAUGUCCCCGGUUGAGAGACUGGAAAAUGCUUUCAACAUAGCCAAGAACCACUUGGGAAUAGAGAAACUAUUGGAUCCUGAAGAUGUUGCUGUACAGAUUCCGGACAAAAAGUCCAUUAUUAUGUAUUUAACUUCUUUGUUUGAGGUCCUUCCUAAGCAAGUUACAAUGGAAGACAUUCGUGAGGUAGAAACACUUCCAAGGAGAUACAAGCAGGAAUGUGAGGAUGGAGAAUUCAGUGUGCAGCAGACUGUGGCACUUGAAGAAGACCAGGACAGUUCUAGAGCAGAGACUCCCAGCACAGUGACAGAGGUGGAUAUGGACUUGGAUAGCUACCAAGUUGCUCUGGAAGAAGUUCUUACAUGGUUGCUGUCAGCUGAGGAUGCAUUUCGGGAACAGGAGGAAAUAUCCGGUGAUGUUGAGGAAGUCAAAGAACAAUUUUCCACUCACGAAGGUUUUAUGAUGGAACUGACUGCGCACCAGAGCAGUGUGGGCAAUGUUCUGCAGGCUGGAAACCAACUGGUGGCCCAGGGAAAUCUGUCACCUGAAGAAGAGUUUGAGAUCCAGGAGCAAAUGCUGCUGCUGAACUCCCGCUGGGAGGAACUCAGGGUGGAGAGCAUGGACAGGCAGUCCCGCCUGCAUGACAUGCUGAUGGAGCUCCAGAAGCAGCAGCUGCAGCAGCUGUCUGACUGGCUGACGGUCACAGAGGAGCGCAUUCAGAAGAUGGAAUCUCAGCUCCUAGCGGAAGAUUUGGGGUCGCUUCAAAAACAACUGGAAGAACAUAAGAGUCUGCAGAGUGACCUAGAGGCAGAACAGGUGAAGGUCAACUCCCUAACACACAUGGUGGUCAUUGUUGAUGAAAGCAGUGGGGAAAGUGCUACAGCUAUUCUGGAGGAACAAUUGCAGAGGCUUGGUGAGCGGUGGACAGCAGUUUGUCGUUGGACUGAGGAUCGGCGAGUCAAGCUGCAAGAAAUUGAGCUUUUAUGGCAGGAGCUGCUGGAAGAACAGUGCUUAUUGAAAGCUUGGUUAACUGAGAAAGAAGAGGCUUUGAGUAAGGUCCAGACGAGCAACUUUAGAGAUCAAACAGACCUGAGUGUGAAUGUUCGAAAACUAGCAAUUUUAAAAGAGGACAUGGGUAUGAAACGACAAACGCUAGACCAGCUGAAUGAACUUGGUCAGGAUGUGGCCCAAAUCCUUGGGAAUGGCAAAGCAUCCAGUACAAUUGAUCAGGAUCAAGAAGAACUAACUCAGAGGUGGGACAGUUUGGUUCAGAAGCUAGAGGAUUACUCUAACCAGGUAACUCAAGCUGUAGGAAGCAUAGGAAUGUCACAGGUCUCACAUAAGACUACUGCAGAAACACCAUUGAAGGAACAGGUGGUGGUUAAACAGUCCAGACAGGAAUUUCCCCCACCACCACUUCCAAAGAAAAGGCAAAUUCCAGGGGAUAGUGAAGCAAAGAAAAAGUUUGAUGCUGAAUGUACUGAGCUCUUGAACUGGAUUUCAAAAUCAAAAUCUGCCAUUCAGGCCACAGACAUCAAAGAAUAUAAGAAGAUGAGAGAGACUUCAAGCAUGAAAGAAAAAUUGAAGGUGAUUGAAAAGGAAAGAGCUGAAAAAAGCCAGAAAUUAGAUGAACUGAAACGAAGUGGACACAUUCUUUUGGAUCAAGUGGGAAAGGAAGGACUUCCUACAGUGGAUAUAAAAUCCGUCAUGGAGAAAAUUUUGUCGGGGUGGAAGGAUGUGGUUCAAAAUCUAGAAGAAGUGGCUAGAAAGAUAAAGUACCAGGAAGAUAUAAAUGCUUAUUUAAAGGAAAUGAAUGAGCUUGAGAAGACUUUAAUUGAGAAGGAUGGCUGGCUUAAAAAUUACUCUUCUUCAGCAUCCCAGUCCUCAGCAGUCCUGAAAGAGUUAUGUCAGCAGGAGUUAACUCAUCUUGUAAGCCUGAGUCCACAGUUGGAACAUCUGAAAGCCACCUGCAAGACACUCACCUCCCAGCCCAUGCCUCCAAAUUUCAUUCAGGAGAACUUGAGUGGUUUGCUUGAUCAUUUCAAAUUGACUUGUCAGAAACUAGAGGAAUGUCAUCAACAGCUGAGAAAAGCAGAGACAGAAAGGCAGCCGAGCCGGGAGUACGUGGAGUCUCUGCAGCAGCUGAAGGGUGCACUGAGCGAGCUGGAGGGCAAGCAGCUCUCCAUUGCCAGUGGCCUGAGCGAGCCCAGCAAGGUGGAGAACGCCCUGCAGCAGGCAAAGACCAUUUGUGAGGCACUGGAAGCCCAGAAGCCCAGAGUAGAUAAACUUGCUGAAGAAACAAAGGCUUUGGAGAAGCAUGCAUCUUUGGAAGUAAAAAACACGUACAUGCAAGAGUUCAAGGAUGUGCAGGGACGCUGGGACAAGCUAAAGCUCAAGAUUUCUAAAGAUGUUAAACUACUGGAGGAAAUUGUGCCCAAGUUGAGAAUAUUUGAGACUGACUCUAAAGUUGUUCAGAAGUGGAUGGAUGGUGUGAAAGACUACUUAAUGACAGAAAAGGCUGUUCAAGGGGAUACUGAAGGACUUCAAAGGCAACUUGACCAGUGCACAGUAUUUAUCAAUGAAAUGGAGACAAUUGAACCAUCACUAAAGGAGAUGAAAGAAGUAGAGGCUGCUUUAAGAGCUCAGCCUAUUGCGAGCAUAAAUACUUGGACAAAGUCUAGGCUAGUAGACUGUCAGACUCAGUGGGAGAAGCUGAGCAAACAGAUCAUUAGUCAGAAAAAUCGCCUGUCUGAAAGUCAGGAAAAAGCUGUAAAUCUGAAGAAGGAUUUGGCAGAGAUGCAAGAAUGGAUGACCCAAGCUGAAGAAGAAUAUUUGGAGAAAGAUUUUGAAUACAAGUCUCCUGAAGAGCUAGAGAAUGCAGUAGAGGAAAUGAAGAGAGCAAAGGAGGAUGUGUUGCAGAAGGAGGUGAGAGUGAAGAUUCUCAAGGACAACAUCAAGAUGUUGGCCACCAAAGUGCCGUCCAGUGGUCAGGACCUGGUGACUGAGUUGAAUGUUGUGCUGGAGAACUACCAGCUACUGUGCAAUCGGAUCCGAGGGAAAUGUCACACUUUGGAGGAAGUGUGGUCCUGUUGGAUUGAGCUACUUCAGUAUCUUGAUUUAGAAACAGCUUGGCUAAACAAUCUGGAAGAAAGAGUGCAAAUGACAGGAAAUCUGCCUGAUAAAUUGGAUGCUGUCAAUGAUGCUCUUGAGUCCCUGGAAUCGGUCUUGCGUCACCCAGCUGAUAAUCGAACCCAGAUUCGGGAACUUGGGCAGACGUUGAUUGAUGGAGGGAUUCUUGAUGACAUCAUCAGUGAAAAAUUGGAAGCUUUCAAUGCCCGCUAUGAAGAAUUGAGUCACUUGGCGGUGAGCCGACAGAUCACCUUGGAGCAACAGCUUCAGACCAUGCGAGAAACCGACCACAUGCUGCAGGUCUUGCAGGAAAGUUUAGGAGAUCUGGAUAGACAGCUGACAUCUUACCUGACUGACAGGAUAGAUGCCUUUCAGAUGCCCCAGGAGGCCCAGAAAAUUCAAGCUGAGAUUGCAGCUCAUGAAUCCACCUUAGAGGAGCUGAAGAAAAGUGCUCGCUCUUUCCCUCCUGCUUCUCCUGAAUGCAGGUCUCCCCGUGGUGGAACUCAGCUGGAUGCUUUGCAGAGAAAGCUCCGUGAAGUAUGUACAAAGUAUCAGCUUUUCCAGAAACCAGCCAAUUUUGAGCAGCGCAUGUUAGAUUGCAAGCGGGUGUUGGAUGGUGUAAAAGCAGAACUUCAUGUCUUGGAUGUGAAGGAUACUGACCCAGAUGUAAUCCAAACUCACUUGGAGAAGUGCAUGAAACUCUAUAAGACCCUCAGUGAGGUGAAAUUGGAAGUUGAAACUGUCAUCAAGACAGGAAGGCAAAUUGUACAGAAACAACAGACGGAUAAUCCUAAAGGGAUGGAUGAACAACUGACAGCACUGAAAUUUCUUUACAAUGACUUGGGGGCACAGGUGACAGAAGGAAAACAAGACCUUGAAAGAGCAACCCAGCUGGCACGCAAAAUGAGGAAGGAGUCUGCCUCUCUGUCAGAGUGGCUGGCUACCACUGAAGCUGACCUUGUGCAGAAGUCCACUUCAGAGAGCUUGCUUUCUGAUCUAGAUUCAGAAAUUGCCUGGGCCAAAAAUGUGCUGAGAGAGCUGGAGAGGAGGAAGGCUGAUCUGAAGAGCAUCACAGAAAGUUGCACUGCACUCCAGUCUCUGGUGGAAGGGAGUGAGACUGUCCUGGAGGAGAAGCUGUGCGUCCUUAAUGCUGGCUGGAGCAGAGUUCGAACCUGGACUGAGGACUGGUGUGACACUUUGUUGAAUCAUCAGGGCCAGCUGGAAAUUUUUGAUGAAAAUGUUGCCCACAUAAGUACUUGGUUGUAUCAGGCUGAAGCCUUACUGGAUGAAAUUGAGAAGAAGUCAGCUAGCCAAAAGGAGGAAACUGUGAAGCGUCUAACAUCUGAACUUGAUGAUGUCAGUCUCCGAGUGGAUAAUGUCCGUGACCAGGCUGUCAUCUUAAUGAGCAGUCGGGGCGUGUCGUGCCGGGAACUUGUUGAACCUAAACUGGCAGAACUCAACCGUAAUUUUGAGAAGGUCUCUCAGCACAUCAAAAGUGCCAAGAUGCUUGUUGGACAAGAACGACUUCCUGUCAUGUCAGAGUCCCGUGAAGCUAGAGUGGCUUUUCUAGACCUGGACAAAUUUGAGAGUGACAUACAGAAUAUGUUAAAAGUAGUGGAAAAGCAUCUGGAGUUGAGUGGGGAAGAUGAGAAGCUGGAUCAACAAAGAGCUCAGAUUGAAGAAGUUUUACAGAAAGGAGGACAGAUGCUCCAGCAGCCUAUGGAGGACCAUAGGAGAGAGAAAAUCCGCCUACAGUUGUUGCUUCUGCAGAAAAAGUACAACAGUUUGCAGGAGUGCAGGUCAUUUCAAAGGAGGCAGGUGGUGGAACUCUCUCCAGUGUUUUCCCAGUAUAAGAAGGAACAUGAUAGUCUAAUGAAGUGGCUGAAUGAGGCUGAGGACCGUCUGUCAGGGCUGCAAGGUGUGGAGGAUGAACAAAAACUACAGGCAAUCCCUGUCCAGCAGAGGUUAAAAGGCCAAUUUGCUACAGGAGUUAGGACCUUGCCUUUCUCAGCUGAGUACUUGGUUGAAAUCAACAAAGUUUUGCUGGCCAUGGCUGAUGUUGAACUGCUGCUGAAUGCACCAGAGCUGAAUACUGGCAUCUAUGAGGAUUUUUCAGCUCAGGAAGAUGCACUGAAGAACAUAAAAGAUAUUUUGGAUAAACUUGGGGAUCAAAUUGCAGUAAUCCAUGAAAAGCAGCCUGAUGUUAUAUUGGAAGCAUCUGGACCUGAGGCAAUACAAAUAGGAGAUGCACUAACACAGCUGAAUGCAGAAUGGGACAGAAUUAAUAGAAUGUACAAUGAUCGAAAGUGUUGCUUUGAUAGAGCGAUUGAGGCGUGGAGGCAGUUCCACUGUGAUCUCAAUGAUCUCUCCCACUGGAUAGCAGAGGCUGAAGAGUUGUUGGCUGAUGCGCGGGGGCCGGAUGGCAGCCUGGAGCUGCAGGCAGCUGGGCUGCACCAGCAGGAACUUGAAGAGGGAAUCAGCAGCCAUCAGACCAGUAUUUCAGCAUUGAACAGAACUGGGGAAGGGAUCAUCCAGAAACUGUCUGCUACAGAUGGGAGCUUCCUACAGGAGAAGCUGGCAGGAUUGAAUAGACGCUGGAAAGCAAUCACAACAGAGGUCAUGGAUAGACAACAGAGGCUAAAAGGAGAGAGCCAGCAGCAGAUAGAGUACAGAAAGAAGCUUGAUGAGCUGCGUUGUUGGUUGGAAAAUGUAGAAAAUGCUCUGGACACAAGAUUUACAUUCAACCAUGAGGAAAACUUGCAAGAAUUACAGGUCUUAAGGGAAGAGAUGGAAGUUCUGGGUGACAAACUGGAAUGGCUGAACAGAACUGAAUCUGAAGUACUGUUGGAUAAAAAUAUUGAUCUUCAGGAAAAAAAUAGACUUUCUGAUUGCCUGCAGUCCCUUAAUGUGAGAUGGAAUAAGGUGUUCAGAGAAGUGCCUGACAAAGUGAGAGAAUUGGAGGCAUUUGUUGGGCCGUCCCGUUUUGUUACAAAGACAAAGCCUCCUGAUAUCCAAAAGGUGGUGCUAGCAUCUUCUUCAUUGGAAAUUCCUGUUCAGACUCAGCAGGCUUUGGAACUUUCUGCACCUGCUGAUCUGGACAAAACUAGAACUGAGCUGGCUGACUGGUUGGUAUUGAUUGACCAGAUGCUCAAGUCAAACAUAGUCACUGUGGGAAAUACUGAAGAGAUCAAUCGGACUAUUGCACGAAUGAAAAUAACCAAUGCAGAUAUGGACCAUCGGCACCCUCAGCUUGAUUCUGUUUUUACAUUGGCUCAGAAUUUGAAAAAUAAAACUUCCAGUUCAGACAUUAGAACAGAGAUCACAGAAAAAAUGGAGCAGCUGAAGAGCCAGUGGGACAACACCCAGCACAGCGUGGAGGUGCGGCAGCAGCAGCUGAAGCACAUGCUGGCAGACAGCCUGCAGUGGCACGAGCAGAGGCAGGAGAUGGAGCGCCUCAUGGAGCAGUGCGAGAUCCGGCUGCGAGUGCUCCUGCAGGCCCCGAAAGAGAUGCUUGCCAAACAGAUUGCAGACAGCAAACUCUUGGUACAGGAUUUGCAUAGAGGUGACAUCACAGUGGCAGCAUUCAAUGAUCUUUCUAAUAAACUGCUUCGAGAGUAUCGUGAUGAUGACUCAAGGAAGGUGAAGGAAACCACUGACCAAAUGAACACUUGCUGGGUUAAUCUGAACCAAAGAGCUGUCGACAGGCAGAAUUUCUUGGAGACAGAGAUGAAGACAGUACAGGCCUUGCACAAGGAUCUGGAGAGCUUCUUCAAGUGGCUUCAAGAGGCAGAGACAACAGUAAAUGUUCUGGCAGAUGCAUUCGAGCGUGAGAAAACUGCUCAGGAUAGUGUCUGCAUACGGGAACUCAGAAAGCAAAUGCAGGACAUUCAAGCUGAAAUUGAUGCCCACAAUGACAUCUUUAAAAGUAUUGAUGGAAACAGACAGAAAAUGGUGAAAGCCUUGGGAAACUCUGAGGAAGCUGCUCUGCUUCAGCACCGACUUGAUGACAUGAACCAGCGCUGGAAUGACCUGAAGACGAAGUCUGCUAACAUCAGGGCUCACUUGGAGGCCAGUGCAGAGAAAUGGAACAGAUUGCUGACAUCUCUGGAAGAGUUAAUCAAAUGGCUAAAUGCAAAAGAUGAAGAACUGAAAAAACAAAUGCCUGUUGGAGGGGAUGUUCCAACCUUACAGCAGCAGUAUGACCACUGCAAAGCACUGAGGCGUGAACUGAAGGAUAAAGAGCAAACCGUUCUCAACGCUGUGGACCAGGCACGAGUCUUCCUUGCCAACCAGCCAAUUGAGGGGCCUGAGGAACCAAGGAGGAGCUUGCAUUCAAAAACAGAAUUGACCCCUGAGGAGAAAGCCCUGAAGAUUGCCAAAGCCAUGCGUAAGCAGUCAUCAGAGGUAAAAGAGAAAUGGGAAAACCUAAAUGCCAGUGCCAGUAUCUGGCAGAAGCAAGUGGACAAAGCAUUAGAAAAACUGAAAGACCUUCAGUGUGCCAUGGAUGACCUUGACGCUGACUUGAAGGAGGCUGAAAAUGUGAGGAAUGGCUGGAAACCUGUAGGAGACUUGCUCAUAGAUUCAUUACCAGAUCACAUUGAGAAAACUACGGCUUUUAGAGAAGAAAUUGCUCCCAUCAACUUAAAAGUUAAAACAGUGAAUGAUUUGUCCAGCCAGCUGUCUCCACUUGACCUUUAUCCAUCUUUAAAGAUGUCUCGUCAAUUGGAUGAUCUUAAUAUGCGGUGGAAACUUUUACAGGUGUCCGUAGAGGAUCGCCUUAAACAGUUACAGGAGGCACAUCGAGAUUUUGGACCUGCAUCACAGCAUUUUCUUUCCACCUCAGUGCAGUUUCCAUGGCAGAGAUCUGUUUCACAUAACAAAGUGCCCUAUUAUAUCAAUCAUGAGACACAGACGACUUGUUGGGAUCAUCCUAAAAUGACUGAUCUCUUCCAGUCCUUAGCUGACUUGAACAAUGUGCGCUUCUCCGCCUACCGCACGGCCAUCAAAAUCCGCAGGCUGCAGAAAGCACUGUGCUUGGACCUGUUGGACCUGAAUACAACAAGUGAAGUUUUCAAACAGCACAAGUUGAGUCAAAAUGAUCAGCUGAUUGGUGUCCAGGAUGUGAUCAGCUGUCUCACUACCAUCUACAGUGGACUUGAAGAGAAAAACAAAGAUAUGGUGAAUGUUCGUCUCUGUGUAGACAUGUGUCUUAACUGGCUACUCAACGUGUAUGAUAGUGGCCGAACUGGAAAAAUUCGAGUGCAGUCCCUGAAAAUUGGCUUGAUGUCUCUUUCUAAAGGCCUUCUGGAAGAGAAGUACAGAUACCUCUUCAAGGAGGUGGCAGGCCCUACAGAAAUGUGUGACCAGAGGCAACUGGGCCUUCUGCUUCACGAUGCCAUCCAGAUCCCACGACAGCUUGGGGAAGUGGCAGCCUUCGGUGGCAGCAACAUUGAGCCCAGUGUGCGCAGCUGCUUCCAGCAGAACCACAAUAAACCAGAAAUAACUGUAAAGCAAUUCAUAGACUGGAUGCGCUUGGAGCCACAGUCUAUGGUGUGGUUACCAGUUCUACACCGUGUGGCAGCUGCAGAAACAGCAAAACAUCAGGCCAAGUGCAACAUCUGUAAGGAGUGUCCAAUUGUUGGAUUUAGGUACCGGAGCUUAAAACAUUUCAACUAUGAUGUCUGUCAGAGCUGUUUCUUUUCUGGCCGCACAGCAAAGGGGCAUAAAUUGCAUUAUCCAAUGGUGGAGUAUUGUAUACCUCGGUCAAAGAAGUAUUUUGCAAAGCAUCCCCGACUUGGCUACUUACCUGUGCAAACAGUAUUGGAGGGUGACAACCUGGAGACUCCUAUCACUCUCAUCAGUAUGUGGCCGGAGCAAUAUGAUCCAUCCCAGUCUCCACAGCUGUUUCAUGAUGACACACACUCCAGGAUAGAACAGUAUGCUACUAGGCUUGCACAGAUGGAAAGGACCAAUGGCUCCUUCCUCAUGGACAGCAGCUCCACCACAGGAAGCGUAGAGGAUGAGCAUGCCCUUAUCCAGCAGUACUGUCAGACGCUGGGAGGAGAGUCACCUGUGAGUCAGCCACAGAGUCCUGCUCAGAUACUCAAGUCAGUGGAGAAGGAAGAGCGGGGAGAGUUGGAGCGUAUCAUUGCUGACCUUGAGGAAGAGCAAAGGAGUCUGCAGAUAGAAUAUGAGCAACUAAAGGAGCAACAUCUUCGGAGAGGAAUAAACCCUCUUGCGUCACCUCCUGACUCUAUUGUGUCACCUCAGCAUGCUUCUGAAGAUGCCGAGCUCAUUGCUGAAGCUAAACUCCUGAGGCAGCAUAAAGGUCGCCUGGAAGCAAGGAUGCAAAUAUUGGAAGAUCACAAUAAACAAUUGGAGUCUCAGCUUCACAGGCUACGGCAGCUGCUCGAGCAGCCUGAGUCAGACUCCCGGGUCAAUGGCGCCUCCCCCUGUGCUUCGCCCCAGCGCUCUGCCCUGGCCUUCCCGCUGGAGCAGGACACAAGCUCACAGUUCCAUCAGACAGAUGACUUGUUAGUUCCACCUCAUGAUACCAAUACAGAUCUAACAGAUGUUAUGGAGCAAAUCAACAACACAUUUCCAGCUUGCUGCUCAAGUUUCACUGGCAGACCACAGGCCAUGUGAGGGGUUCCUCGGGCUGUCAGCCAGUGCUCCCAGGCGUGCAGUACAGCCCUGCUCCACAUCUGCCGGCCGCGCCUUCCGCCUCAUCACCAACCUGCACGGGACCCGGGACACGCCGCGCGCUCCGACCGCGUGUUCCGCUUGAAACAGUACAACACUGAAUACCCAAAGACGAGGAUGUUGUUUUUAUAGUAUCUUUUUUUUUUUUUCCUUCUUCCCUUUCUAUGCAACUGUAAAUUAACGAGCAGUGGAAUAUUUGUCACUGAUUUGUAUAAAUAUACAGCCAGGGGAAAAGGGGCAGGGGGCUUUAUAUAUGUUCUUUUUGAUAAUCGUAAAGAGAACUGCAUAAGGAGUUUGGAGCAAAACGUUACAUUUAUACAUUCCUUUCACCUCUUUGCUUUUGCAUUGUAAAGUACCCUUAGUUACAUUCUCACACAUGUAAUAUUCUGUACCGAUUAUUUGUAUGCUAACCAUCUGACCACACAGAUUUCAGAAUAUCCUUGCAUUGUUUUCAGCAUUGGCAUAUGAAGUUUCCAUAAUCUGCAUUAUUGUUACUGGUUAACAACAACUGUCAUUAGGUGCAAGAUACAGUAUUUUAAUUCAAUUAAAUAAGGUAAAUGCUCAUUUCAAGUCAUAAUUAGCAUCUUCAUAUACCUAAGUGGUAUUUUUAACUUCCUUUUUGUUAUUUCCAGACAACACUCCAUUCGGAGGAUUAUUUUUUUAAGCUUUACUUUGAAUUGGGAGAUAACUAAAAGAGGACUUAGAUGAUAGCUUAAGUUGGUUUUAGUAAGAGCUAAGUUAGUAUAAUCCUUCCCAGCUUUGUUCAGAGACAAAGCUUUGCUGUUCCCUGCUGGGCCAAACUUGUUUCAAGGUUUGGAAUUUACAGUCUAUGAAGUGAAGCUCAUUUCUGUGAGAUCCCUUUUUUUUGUCUGCCUCUUAGAAAUUAAGAGACAAUUAGAAAGCCCUUUCCAAUACUAUUAGCAACAGAACUUUCUCCAGAACUGCAGUGCACGUAGAUAUUAUCAUUUGGCAUUAUAAUCUUGCAGAUCAUCCUUAUCUUUAAAAUAAUUUAUUUAUUUUAUUACUUUUGAUAAGGAUAAUUAUGAGAAAAUAUGUCACUGAUCGUCUGAUCUUUAGUUUAAAGAUUAUCAUAAGAGAUUUUAAUGCCUUCACAGAGUUUACAAUGCUGCAUGGACACUUGCUUUAAUUCUAGGACAUACCUUUAAUUGGUAAAAUUGCAUGCAAUAUCUUUCACGUAUAGUAAAGAGAAACAAAGCUGUGUUAUUCUGAAUUAUUAUUGAAGGAAAAAAACCCUUAUCUUAAAAUGGUAUUGAAAGAGGUGUAAAAUUCUCUACUGCUACUAGAAAAAUGCUAGGGAACAUAAAAAGAGCAGUCAGGAAUUUCUAGUGGCUUUGUGAAGUUUUGCCAGCCAGACUGUCCUGCACCCACAGUAUUUACUCCUGAACUGCUGCUGCUCAAGGAGUGAUCCAGGCACAGUGUUGACCACCUUCUACUGUUGGCACCAGUGCCAGUUCUUUCUGAACCCUUUGGCAAGUUAUUUAACCACUCUGCCUCUGUUUUCCCAUCUGUAAAAUAGGGAUGAUAGUGCUUACCUCUCAAAGGUGAUGUAGGACUUGGCAUUUCUACAGAGUUUUUCAGAUGCUAACCAAGUAUUAGUCUUGAGCAAGUGGAGCAAAGCUAUCAAGGUGAGAAGAUGCUGCCUCCUGUUAAAAUGUAAGCCCACAUUUUACAGAAGAGGAAAACCAUUACCACCUUUCUACCUCAGACCUAUCUUCAUAAGUAGUAUUGGAAAUAGCUUUACAUUCUGUUCUCUGCAAAGUACUUGGCUUUUAUCAAGCUACAUAAUUAUCUAGGAAAAGAAUCUUUUAAAAUACUCCCAAAAUUAAGUAUAAAAACAAAUCAGUAGUGAAUUUGUUGAGUUUUAUUUUUGUUCUGAAUAUGAGGUUAUGUAUAAAGUUGUUUUUCUGCUUGUGUUUGUAUGCAUCCUUUGUCCUCUGCUGGCAAGUAAAUGCUGCUUCAAACACUACAUUGUAACAUUCUUCCUCUGAGAUAAUGAUAAAUAAAAGGAAUAUAUUACAGUAACAAGAGAAAA